AUGACCUACAAGAACCAUUCGUGCGAUUCCCGUCCUUCCUUCGCAGCCACAAAGCUAACACACCAAGUAGAUAUCGACACUGGCCAGCCCAUAGCACUUGCAAUUGCCUCGAGUUCAGGUUUAAAGACGCAUAAUCAACAUAUCUCCCCGUUCUUCUUUCUCACCAUGAACUCCCUACGUACAACUUCAACCCGCGCCGUCGGCCCCCUCCUCCGCGGCCUCAGCGCCUCUCGCUCUCAUUCCACCUCCUCCGUCUCUGCAAAUGAGCUCUCGCAUUUCUCCGGCCUCGCCAGCAGCUGGUGGGAUCCAGUCGGCCCCUCACGCAUCCUCCAUCUCAUGAACCCCCUGCGCCACGACUUUAUCGCUUCCUGCCUGGCCGAGUCCCUCCCACAGCCGCGCACACCCACCCUCAACAGCCAAAACCCCGACACUAUUACCACCACCACCGCCGCCGCCGCCGCCGCCAACAACCUCCGCUACCUAGACGUCGGCUGCGGCGGCGGCAUCUUCGCCGAAUCGCUCGCGCGCACCAUCCCCUCCACGCCCUCCGCCCCAGCAACACACACGCGCGCCGCCUCAAUCACCGCUCUCGACCCCUCGCCAACGCUCAUCAAGAUCGCCCGCGACCACGCACGCCUCGACCCCACGGUCGACGCGCACCUGCGCACCGGCCGCUUCAGUUACCAGAACCGCACGCUCGAGGACCUCGUCGCGCAGGUGCACGCCGCCGACGCACCCGCCGAGCAGACCUUCGACAUCGUCACCCUCUUCGAGGUCCUGGAGCACGUGGACUCGUCGGCAGGCUCGUCGCCUCUGACUUUUCUCACGGACUGUCUGCGGCUGCUGCGGCCCGGCGGCUGGCUGAUCGGGUCUACGAUCGCGCGCACCUUCCCCUCGUUCCUGGUGAACCAGGUAAUUGCGGAGGCGCCGUGGCCGAUCGGCGUCGUGCCGCGCGGCACGCAUGAGUGGAGCAAGUUUGUGAAUCCGGAUGAGCUGGAGGGGUGGGUGCAGGAGGGGCUGAUGCGGGCGCGGGACGGGGCUGCUGUGCGGGCGGGGAGCGAGGCGCUGCGGGAUAUGAGGUGGAAGUGUACCGGGGUGAUGUACUUUCCUGGUUUGGGGUGGAAGUUGGUGCCUGGGUCGGAGAGUUGGGGGAAUUAUUUCUGGGCGGUGCGCAAGGGGGUAUGA
Molecule: messenger RNA, 1185 nt
Organism: Aspergillus clavatus NRRL 1
Lineage: Eukaryota; Fungi; Ascomycota; Eurotiomycetes; Eurotiales; Aspergillaceae
Product: 3-demethylubiquinone-9 3-methyltransferase
Exons: 1
Coding region: 1-1185 (394 amino acids)
Biological process (GO): ubiquinone biosynthetic process
Molecular function (GO): 2-methoxy-6-polyprenyl-1,4-benzoquinol methyltransferase activity
Source: RefSeq, a predicted model, not a curated record